UGCUAUUGUCACACUUGUCACAAACAUUAUUUUUUAAGACUUUAAUUUGUUCCGAUAUAAAACUUUGUUUAUAAUAUACAUGGUGUGAUAUACAUAAUAUUAAAGAAAAACAGUAUUUGAAGUUAGCAAUAAGAUGUUACGUAUCUAAAUAACUGUGAGAGGUUAUAAUGUAUAACGCGUAUGAGACGAGAAUGAAACGAGGUAAUAUACCUUGUUUAUAUACAGAACUUAAUCUUGCUCUCACGUUGCACGGUGGCCAGAGUUUCAGAUGGACAGUUUGCAACAGUGGAUAUAAAGGUAUCUUUAAUGGAUGCAUUUGGACUCUGUCUCAAAAUAAAACUCAUCUCUCAUAUACAGUACAAGGACAUUUAAAAGAUUCUAUAAAUUACGAUAAUAUCCUGUCUGAGUAUUUUAGAUUAUCAGUAUCAUUGAAAGAACAUUAUAAACAAUGGGCGAAAGCAGAUACACAUUUUCAAAAAUGUUUAGAUGAAAAUAAUGCUGUUCGAAUAUUAAAGCAAGAUGUUGUAGAGAAUUUAUUCUCAUUUAUUUGUAGCUCCAAUAAUAAUAUAUCAAGGUAUUUCUUUAAGAUGGAACUCAAGUGUGCAGUUCAAACAUAUGCUUGGGGAAAACUUGGUAUGAACAGUAUUGUUGCAUCUUUAAUAAAAUCAGCCAAUGCUGAUUUUGUGGUGGAUGAACAGAAAACUUAUGCAGAAUUAUGGAUGGGUACUCACGAGAAUGGGCCAUCAUAUCUCAAGGAUACAGAUAUUCCCUUGCAGAAAUACAUUCAGGAAAAUACUGUAGCAUUAGGCAGCAAUGUUGUACAAACAUUUUGCUCCAAUUUGCCUUUUCUCUUUAAAGUCUUAUCUAUAAAUAAAGCUUUAUCCAUUCAAGUACAUCCGAAUAAGCAAAAGGCAAAAGAGCUGCAUGAAUUAUAUCCGGAUGUCUAUAAAGAUCCAAAUCAUAAACCAGAACUAGCUAUAGCUUUGUCUCCUUUUGAAGCACUGUGCGGAUUUCGUCCAAUCGAUGAAAUAAAAGAUUAUGUAAAUGACAUACCAGAGUUACUUGCUGUCAUAGGAGAAACCAAUGUCCAUCGUUUAACUCAAACAAAUGAUUCUAUGAUCAGUGAUGCUUUGCAACACAGUUUCCACAGUCUUAUGACUUGUGAUUCUAAUGAAGUAGCACGGCAAUUAAGAAACUUGAUAGAUAGAUUACAUAAUACAGACGAUUGUUAUAGGCAACGGGUAAAAGCCGACCUAUUAGAGCGUUUGCACAAUGAUUACCCUGGAGAUAUAGGCUGUUUUACAAUAUAUCUGUUCAAUUACGUAACGAUGCUACCAGGUGAAGCAAUAUACAUUGGACCAAACGUACCUCAUGCAUAUCUCUCUGGCGAUUGCAUAGAAUGUAUGGCAUGUUCAGAUAAUGUGAUAAGAGCUGGACUCACACCAAAACCAAAAGAUAUAGAAACUUUAAUCCAAGUACUAUCAUUUGAAUGCAAAUCUAUCGAAAAGAUUCAACCAUCUCGAGAAGAUACGUUUACCCAAGUUUUUCGUCCACCAGUUUCAGAAUUUGCAGUUGCCAAAAUCACUUUACCGCCUGGACAACCGUCUUAUAAUUUAAAACCGAGAAAUUCGGCUAGCAUCCUUUUAAUAGUAAAUGGUAAAGCAAAAAUAUCGUCUAAGAUUUUUUCUCGCGGCUCCGUUUUGUUUAUUUCUGCCAAUGAUGAAGUGGAGAUAAAAGUGUUAUGUGGUUGCCAUCCUAUGCUGAUGUUCCAAGCAUUUUCAAAUAUUUAAGUAUACAGAAUAUUCAACAAAUGUUACUAAUACUUGUGUAGUGUAAAAUACGGUUAAUCUUUUAAAAUAGUUAAUUCAAAAUUAUAAAUUUCGAUAUGUAUAAUCACGAUUAUUACCUGGAAGAACCUGGAAUUUUUAGAGAU
Molecule: messenger RNA, 1933 nt
Organism: Atta colombica
Lineage: Eukaryota; Metazoa; Arthropoda; Insecta; Hymenoptera; Formicidae
Gene: Ogg1
Product: mannose-6-phosphate isomerase
Exons: 7
Coding region: 168-1790 (540 amino acids)
Biological process (GO): carbohydrate metabolic process; nucleotide-excision repair; GDP-mannose biosynthetic process
Cellular component (GO): cytosol
Molecular function (GO): mannose-6-phosphate isomerase activity; damaged DNA binding; oxidized purine nucleobase lesion DNA N-glycosylase activity
Source: RefSeq, a predicted model, not a curated record